CUAAGCUUUAGGGAAUUUUCUGUGUAAUGUACGACUCUUGUGUUCUACCUGGUUGGAGUAUUACCGUGGUUACAGUCACCACUGUGUUCUCUACUGAGGCCAUUUGCAUAUUUUAUGACUGUGGGUGAAAGAGGAGAGCGGAAGCAGGAGAUAGGCACGGGAGUGAGAAAUAAGAGAGAGAUAGACUCUUCGGUGAGGCAUAAAGGCCUGGCAGGUAGAACCUGCUCCGUUCGUAGAAGCCCUAGGAUGUGCUGAUGGGUAAAGACCGCACAGCUUGGAGGGUUUAUUAAGUGGGCCAGUUGCCAUCGCGACACAUUGGCAAGAUAUUGCCAGGAAAAGCCAUAAUGGGUCUCCUGACGCAGUUCUCUCUGCUCCUGUGGAAGAACUUCACUCUCCGGAAGAGACAAAAGGUGCGGCUGGUUGUGGAGCUGCUCUGGCCUCUGUUUCUCUUCUUCAUACUAGUGGGGGUGAGGGCUACCAAUAAGCCAAUUCACAAAGGCCAAUGCCACUACCCAAACAAAGCCAUGCCAUCUGCUGGCGUUCUGCCCUGGCUUCAAGGAAUUAUAUGCAACAUCGACAAUCCAUGUUUGGACCACCCAACGCCAGGGGAGACACCAGGCCAAGUGAAUAACUUCAACAACUCCAUAAUUGCUGGGAUGUUGAUUGAGCUGCAGUCUGUGCUGGCAGACAGGUCGGCUCUCAGUAAGAUGCAGUUGCUGGUAGAUGAUGUUGACCAGUGGACUUCAGUGCUGUCUAAAGCGGAACCUGGAAAAGGGAAUCGGACUGUGAUCCUAAGAAGUAUCCUACAAGACAAUGAAACAUUCAGCGCCCAUCUGACAGAGGGUUUGUCAGUUCCACCAGAUGUAGUUCAAAGCCUCAUGGAUGCGAAGAUUCACCUUAGUUCAACGACGGGCAUCCCAAGGCUUGACAAUGUGAGGAGCAUCUUGUGUGAGGGGACAGAUCUGGAUGACUAUGUCCAAUUUAGCAGCCAAGCUGAGAGGGAGGCUUUUCAAAAUGUCAGCUGCUCCCUCAGUCAACAGCAACUGAUUAAAACUCAGCAAGUCCUUCUACAAAACAUGGAUGUGAGGAAAGUGCUUCCAGAGCUCCUUUCAGCUGCGGACCUGAAUCCAGUGGACACAGAGGCACUAAUGAGAAAAACCAGUGCAGAAUCACUGCCUUUGAUCAUGAAUGUGGUCAGGCUGCGAAACUCCAUGAACUUUAAGGCAGCAGAGUCCCUGGAUUUUCGGGAGGACAUGUUUGGGAGCGUCAACAUGCUGCUCUGUGGGAAGCAGCCUAACUACAACUUCACCAAGAUGACCUCCAGUUUUCCUUCACCUACACAGAUGGCUAACAAUAUGUCAACUUCCAGCAUGGGCAACAGUUCCGAUGCCUUUUGUCAGAUUCUUGUCGACACCCUGGAGGGCACACCUGGUCUGCGCUACAUUUGGAGCACCUUCAAGCCAUUAUUGCAAGGGAAGGUCCUCUAUGCACCUGAUACACCUGCUGCUCGCCUCCUUGUGAAGGAAGCAAACAGCACUUUCAACUCUCUUGCCAUGUUAAAGGAGCUGGCAGAUUCUUGGAAUGAACUUGGCCCACGUGUCUGGGAUUUUCUGCAGAAUAGCCCUCAAGUCAACACGUUGCGGGCUCUGGUGGCAAAUCCCAUAUUUGCAGCUGCCCUCAACCAGCGCCUCGUUGGGUCAGGAUGGACAGCCGAGCAGCUGGAGAACUUCCUGUACAAUGGCGCUCCAGAAGACCGUCCACGCGGCAUGCCACCCUACGACUGGCGGGAUGUUUACAACUCCACCACUGAAAUCCUGAAGUUCCUCUCCAAUUUCCUGAAUUGUCUUGAUCUGAAUAAGUUUGAAGCAGCUGCGACAGAAACCCAUCUGGUGAACAAAGCCUUGGAGCAUCUGAAAAAUGACACAUUCUGGGCUGGAGUUGUCUUUGCGAACCUCCAUCCAAACUCAAGUCACAUCCCUCCUUAUGUGAAGUACAAAAUCCGGAUGGACAUUGAGGAGGUGGAGCGCACCAACAAGGUGAAAUCAAGGUCAUGGUCUCCUGGAGCCAGGGACAAUUCCUUUAACGACCUGCGCUACAUCUGGGGAGGCUUUGCCUACCUGCAGGACAUGAUCGACCACGCAGUUAUACGACUGCAAACAUCAAAGUCUCAGCCGCUUGGUGUCUUCGUCCAGCAAAUCCCAUACCCUUGCUUUGUUGAUGAUGCCUUUAUCCAGAGUAUUGGAGCAAUUCUACCCAUGUUCCUGGUGCUGGCCUUCAUGUACUCUGUGUGCAUGACCAUCAAAAGCCUGGUGCUGGAGAAGGAGCUGCGGCUUAAGGAGGUCCUGCGGGCCGUUGGUGUUCAAAACGGCGCACUCUGGUCCGCCAGGUUCACAGAGAACAUUGUUCUGCUCACAGUUCCAUGUGUGCUCAUAAGUGUCAUGCUCAAGUACGGGAAAGUCCUGCAGUACAGCGACCCCUCAGUGAUCUUUGUCUUCUUGCUGGUCUUCUGUUUGGCCACCAUCUCCCAGUGCUUCCUCAUUAGCGUCUUCUUCUCUAAGGCCAAUUUAGCGGCGGCGUGUGGCGGCCUCAUCUUCUUUCUCCUCUACCUGCCACACAGCCUCUGCUACGCCUGGAGGGACGUCAUGGGUUUCGGGGCCAAGGUGGCUGUGAGUUUACUGUCAUGUGUUGCCUUUGGUUAUGGGUGCGAGAACUUUUCCCAAUAUGAGGAGCAAGGCAUCGGUAUACAGUGGCACAACAUUAUCAGGAGUCCCCAGGAGGGGGAUCAAUACACCUUCAUUGUCUCCAUCGCCAUGAUGCUCGUUGACGCCGUCUUAUACUGGGUGCUAACAUGGUACAUUGAAAAUGUCUUCCCAGGUCAGUAUGGGAUUCCGAAGCCAUGGUACUUCCUGUUCACUUCCUCUUACUGGUGUGGAAUGACACCAGGAGCUGAAAACAUCCCCGAUCUGCUGACAGACUCUGGGGCACACAUUGGAUAUUUUGAAAGACCGCCUCCCAGUGUGAAAGCGGGAGUGUCGAUUCGCAAUCUUGUCAAAAUCUACAAGACUGGGAAGAAACUGGCGGUGGACGGCCUGAGCGUGGACUUCUACGAGAAUCAGAUCACAUCAUUUUUGGGCCACAAUGGAGCUGGAAAAACAACCACAAUGUCUAUUCUGACAGGGCUGUUCCCACCUACAUCAGGAACAGCCCUCAUCCAUGGAUACGACAUCCGCACCGACAUAGACAGCAUUAGGAAGUAUUUGGGAAUGUGUCCGCAGCAUAAUGUUCUAUUUAAUGAACUCACUGUGGAGGAGCACAUCUACUUCUACGCCAGGUUGAAGGGACGUAGUCGCAGGGAGGUUGACUCUGAGAUAGACCAGAUGAUUAAAGAUGUUGGUUUACCACACAAGCGUAAGGAUCUUGCUAAGAACCUAUCAGGUGGAAUGCAGCGAAAACUCUCUGUGGCAAUAGCCUUUGUUGGCGGUUCAAAGAUUGUCAUCCUAGAUGAACCGACAGCAGGAGUAGACCCUUACGCUCGCCGGGGGAUUUGGGAACUACUGCUAAAGUACAAACAAGGCCGCACCAUUAUUUUGUCAACACACCAUAUGGACGAGGCAGACAUCUUAGGAGACCGCAUAGCCAUCAUCUCUCAAGGAAAGAUGCGAUGCUGCGGCUCCUCGCUCUUCCUGAAGAAGUGUUUCGGCAGUGGCUACUACCUGACUCUGGUCAGAGAUGAGACGGAAAAGAUGACCAAUCAACAUAAAAAUAUCACACAAAGUCUGUCCAAGGAGGAACAUAUGGAGACAGCCCGUCCUUCCAUGGAUAGUCCAGAUGACGGCUUCGGCAGUCAAACAUGGGACAAUUCUGACCGUACAGCAGAUCUUGCUGCCGUGUCUCAGCUUGUGCGCCACCAUGUACCAGAAGCUGUGUUUUUGGAGAGCAUCGGUCAGGAGAUCACCUUCAUCCUGCCCUACAGUGGAGCCAGAGACGGGACCUUCGCCACACUCUUCCACAAGCUUGAUCUUGCAAUGGCUGACCUUGGCCUGACCAGCUAUGGCAUCUCUGACACCACACUGGAGGAGAUAUUUCUGAAAGUGGCAGAAGAAACCGGCGUGGAUACAGAAAUGCCAUCAGCAAAGGAGCCAUUGGUUAGAGACUGGAAAAGAAGCUCCCGCGAAUCUAAAAGAAACAGCGUUGCCAGCAUCCGCGCCAAAUCAGAGCACAACGGGAUGAGAGAUGUUAAAGAAAAAUUUUUAAAUAAAGUUGAAGAUUAUAAGAAAAGUACCAGCCUGAAUGGAAGAGGAUCCACGGUCAUCACCGGUUGGAAACUGAUCAGAACGCAGUUUCUGGCUCUCUUCAUCAAGCGCUUCCACCACGCCCGGAGGAGCCGCAAGGGACUCAUUGCGCAGGUGGUCUUGCCUGCUUUCUUCGUGUGCCUAUCUCUGAUCUUCUCCCUCAUCGUUCCACCAUUCAGAGAAUAUCCAAGUCUGGAGCUGCAGCCAUGGAUGUACAGUCUUCCCCAAACCACAUUUUAUAGCAAUGACAUGUCUGAAAAUCUGGAGGUGUCAAAGGUGACAGAAACUUUACUGAACAACCCUGGUUUUGGGACACGUUGUAUGCAUGGAGAUCCGAUACCAGGUUUACCGUGUUCGCCAACUUACUCUGAUUGGACCAUUCCAUCUGUGGAUCAGUCAAUCAAAGACAUCUUCCUCAACGGGAACUGGAGCAUGGCUAACCCUUCUCCUUCCUGCCAAUGCAGCACUCCUAAACGGACGAUUAUGUUACCCGACUGUCCACCCGGAGCGGGAGGUCUCCCUCCACCACAGAGAGUACAGAACACAACAGAAACUCUGCUGGAUUUAACUGGACGGAACAUAACAGACUUUUUGAUCAAGACUUUUGAGGACUUCGGAAAAAAAAGGUAUGGAGGCAUUUCUGUGGGAGCAGUAAACUCACAAGUCCGUCUAACUGAGGCAGAGGUCGAGGAUGUCUUCAGGGGUUUGAAAAAUCUUUUGAACUCAUCUCAGGAUAACGUCACUGAUCAGACCCUGCAGAGAGCCGAGAUGGUGCUGAAGAAGCUUGGAACUAGGCACAAUGUCAAGGUGUGGUUCUACAAUCAGGCUUGGCAUGGGAUGGUGUCCUUCCUUAGUGUGGCCAACAACGGCAUCCUGAGAGGAAAUCUUCCUAAGGGAGAGGAUCCACGCCACCAUGGCAUCUCCAUUUCUAAUCACCCCCUAAAUCUCACCAAGGAGCAGCUCUCCUCAGCAGCCAUGGCGACGACCUCUACAGACGUGGUGGUGUCCAUCUGUGUUAUUUUCGCCAUGUCCUUCAUCCCUGCCAGCUUUGUCCUCUUCCUAAUCCAGGAGAGGGUGAGCAAAGCCAAGCAUCUGCAAUUUGUCAGCGGUGUAAACCCGACCGUCUACUGGUUAACCAAUUUCGUCUGGGAUAUGUGUAACUACAUCGUGCCCUGUUUCAUCGUGAUUGUGAUCUUCCUCUGUUUUCAACAAAAAGCCUACGUUUCACCUCCGAAUCUGCCCGCUUUGAUAUUGCUGCUAAUUUUUUAUGGAUGGGCCAUCACACCCAUGAUGUACCCAGCCUCCUUCGUCUUCAGCGUUCCCAGCACAGCUUACGUGGUGUUGACCUGCAUCAACCUCUUCAUUGGCAUCAACGGCAGUGUGGCCACCUUCAUCAUGGAGCUCAUUGAUGAUGAUAACAUAUCCCACAUUAAUGACAUAGUGAAGCAGGUGCUUCUGAUAUUCCCACAUUUCUGUCUGGGCAGAGGUCUUAUUGACAUGGCCAAGAACCAGGCAAUGGCAACACUUUUCAUCAAUUUUGGGGAAGAUCGUUUUAAGGAUCCACUGAGCUGGGAGAUGGUGGGAAAAAAUCUCCUUGCCAUGUCUAUUCAAGGAGCUGUGAUGUUCAUCACUACCAUUCUCAUCCAGUACAAGUUCUUCUGCAAACCGAGGCUUAUAUCACCAAAGCAGGCGGCUACAGAGGAGGAGGACGUUGACGUUGCCCGGGAACGCCAGAGAGUGUAUGAAGGCAGAGCUCAGAAUGACCUGUUGAGGAUCUGUGACCUCACAAAGGUAUACCCUGGGAAGAGCACCCCUGCUGUGGACCGGCUAUGCGUGGGCGUGCCUGCUGCAGAGUGUUUCGGCUUGCUGGGGAUCAACGGCGCUGGGAAAACCACGACAUUCAAGAUGCUGACGGGAGACAUCCCAGUCUCCAGCGGAGAGGCCUUUCUAAACGGAUACAGCAUACGGACAGAAAUGGGACUUGUUCACCAGAACAUGGGUUACUGUCCCCAGUUUGACGCCAUUGAUGACCUUUUGACUGGACAAGAGCAUCUGGAGUUUUACGCUCGGUUAAGAGGGGUACCAGAAGGAGAGGUUGCCAUGGUGGCCGAGUGGGGGAUUCAGAAGUUGGGGCUGAUCAAGUACGCCAACAAGUCAGCAGGAACCUACAGCGGUGGGAACAAACGUAAACUAUCCACAGCGAUGGCCUUGAUCGGGUGUCCGCCCGUGGUUUUCUUGGAUGAGCCAACCACCGGGAUGGACCCCAAAGCCAGACGCUUCCUUUGGGACUGCAUCCUGAGUGUCAUCAAAGAGGGACGCUCAGUCAUUCUCACAUCGCACAGCAUGGAGGAGUGUGAAGCACUGUGCACUCGCAUGGCCAUCAUGGUAAACGGUCGCUUCAAAUGCCUUGGAAGCAUCCAGCAUCUGAAAAGCAGAUUUGGCGAUGGCUACACGGUGAUUGUGCGUGUCGGCGGCUCCCCUCCUGCCCUCCAACCAGUUGAGGAGUUUGUCCAGCUGACUUUCCCAGAAAGCAUCCUAAAGGAGAAACACCACAACACACUCCAGUACCAACUCCCAUACACACAGGGAGCUUUGGCCAACAUCUUCAGCCAGUUCACCAGUAACCAGCAGAGGCUGGGCGUGGAGGACUACUCUGUGUCCCAGACAACUCUGGAUCAGGUCUUUGUGAACUUUGCACGCCACCAGCAUGGGGAGGACGACUCUCGGGCCUACAGCAACCCAGUCGACGUCACAGACGAGCUGCCACUGAGGUCGCUGCAGGCCUCCCGAGAAGCGGAGAACGCCUAAUGGAGAAAUCUAUGUAUUGUACCUGAACGAAUCGGCAAUAAGUCUCGAAAAAUUGUUUCUAUUGGCACCAACACAAUAAUUGGAUUCUUCGCAACUACUACUCAGAUUUUUUUUCUGUGAAAUCAGGCUUCCUGUAGGCACGUAUAGAAAAAUCAUGAUCAGGGUUUUUGUAAUUUAUUUAUUUCAACAUUUUAUUGCAAUUUGACGUUUGAAAAUCUCCUCUGUGUUUCUAGAUUUGUGUGAAAAACUGAACAGUUGCUCUAAUACUGGUACUUGCAGGGAAGGCGUUGCUUCUUUCUUUAUCAAAAUGAAUUACCUUUUUAGUGCGUUUACAGUAGAAUAGUUUUGAAGUAUUUUCUAAACUUGUGUUCAACUGUGAAAAGAAUAUUGGUAAAAAAAAAUACUCUACUGGCUCUUUAAAACCGUGUACAUUUAAAAGUUUUGUGCUGUAUUUUUAGUUCAUGGGUAGAUGAACUUUCUUUUUCAAAGGUUUACAGACCGAAAAGAAAGCGGUCUGUUUUGAUAUUUGUUGCUGAUCAUUACAUACCUCAGGCCGGGUCUUCGGGGCGAAUCUUCCAGCUUAUCUAUAGAUAAUUGCACGGCAUCUGGGACACGUGUAUCGUCUGUUUACAUUUGAGAGAAUGUAAUUCUAUUGGUUGUGUUGCAAGCACCAUGUGGGAAUGUUGAAGCGACACAAUCGCCCGCAUGCGCAGCAGCUUUAUUUGCUGACAGGCACUCCAGUGAUAACUUUCAGACAACAAAUAACAUCUGCGGAAUGCAUUUGCAUUGAACGUCUGAACAUUUUCAGUUAAUUAGAGGCAUGUUGAAGGACUGACUCUGAGGUUACUGCAAAGUCAAGUAGGUGUCAACAUGUUAGUUAUUUAAAGAGGACGACUUAUCCUUUGUGUGCCUUUACACACAGCACUUUUCAAAGCGCUCCAUGCUGCACUGGAUGCAGCAGUCAUUCAUAAGUAAGUGGCCAAAAUGUUUUUAUGAAGUCAUCUGAAGAUGUAUAUGGCUGUGUGAGCCUUAAAAGGUUGAACUUUGUUUUAAUUUAUUCCUUCACUAAUUACUUCUGUUAUAUUGAUUUAUGUUUGUUUUAUGUUUUUAAAAGGAUAUUCUAGUUUAAGUGUCAGAUGGACAUUUUCACAAUCAUGCCCAGACAAUGUGUGAAACAAAAAAAUGUAUAGUAAAAAUGUGUCAUUAUAUGUGCACUUUAAACAUCAACAGUUUAAUAUUUCUAUAAGACAAUCUGUUGAUUCUAAUACAAUGCUUUAUGUCAAAAUAAAA
Molecule: messenger RNA, 8390 nt
Organism: Gambusia affinis (western mosquitofish)
Lineage: Eukaryota; Metazoa; Chordata; Actinopteri; Cyprinodontiformes; Poeciliidae
Product: phospholipid-transporting ATPase ABCA1-like
Exons: 50
Coding region: 345-7100 (2251 amino acids)
Biological process (GO): lipid transport; transmembrane transport
Cellular component (GO): membrane; intracellular membrane-bounded organelle
Molecular function (GO): ABC-type transporter activity; ATP binding; ATP hydrolysis activity
Source: RefSeq, a predicted model, not a curated record